AAUCGUACUUGGAUUUCAGAUCAAUUCUGGACAAAUAUUAAUUGGCAAACGUCUAUUAGAAAACAAGUGCUAAAUGGUAAUUUUUUAGACCAUGACUCAAUUUGUGUCGACCAUGGCGGCUCCCAAAGUUCUGGUACCACGGCUGCAACAUAUAAAAUCACUAUUGGCUAUGCAAUGAACUCACUUUAUCAUGGAAUCAAAGAUACUUAUCAUUACAUUUCUAUACCAAACUUUUAG
Racocetra fulgida is the source of this 237-nucleotide messenger RNA. The record is from the annotation of a GenBank genome assembly. Lineage: Eukaryota; Fungi; Glomeromycota; Glomeromycetes; Diversisporales; Gigasporaceae.